AUGUUGAAAUUGGAGUCUCCGGAGGUCCGCAUGUCGCUGCCGCUGGAGCCGCGGGCGCCAGACCCCACGACGCUCGCGGCCUAUUGGGCGGAGUACGAGGACCUGUGCCGUCAGAUCAGCACAGCGCAACAUAACGAAGAUGACGAGAACCUCUACGAAGAAGGCGAACUAGAAGCAGAAUGGCUGCAAGCAGCCGGUCUGGCGUCCCUCGCGGCGCCCUUCCAAGAUGGACAGGAAGUAACGGAGGCCCAGCUGGGUGAGGCCGUUAGGCCUUUGCCCCGGGAGCAGGCCGCCGCGGUGCGCCGUCGGGUACGAAGGCUCAACCGUACUGUGAGGAGAAAACGAGCCGCCUCCAGAGCGAAGAAACCCGAUAUCCGGGAUGUGUUCCGUGAUUUAGAGACAUUCAAAGCUCUGACGGCCGAUCUAAGGUGGAAAAUUCUUUGA
This is a messenger RNA of Parnassius apollo (apollo), 444 nucleotides long. NCBI's taxonomy places the organism in Eukaryota, Metazoa, Arthropoda, Insecta, Lepidoptera, Papilionidae. The record is from the annotation of a GenBank genome assembly.